Messenger RNA from Stomoxys calcitrans (stable fly), 5177 nucleotides. RefSeq names its product kinesin-like protein costa (gene cos). Gene Ontology annotation, biological process: microtubule-based movement; mitotic spindle organization. The coding region runs from base 70 to 3738 and encodes 1222 amino acids. Gene Ontology annotation, molecular function: ATP binding; microtubule binding; microtubule motor activity. NCBI's taxonomy places the organism in Eukaryota, Metazoa, Arthropoda, Insecta, Diptera, Muscidae. The record is from RefSeq and is a predicted model, not a curated record. The transcript is spliced from 2 exons.
UUUUAUAUUUUGUUCUAAGCCUCAGUAAAAUGUGUUUCAUGUGAGUAAAACCCACACAAAAGGAGCUAAAUGGAAAUUCCAAUUCAAGUUGCUGUGCGUAUAUGCCCACCAAAGCUGUUACAACAACCGCAGCCAGGUGGAAAAAAUUCUGGAGCAGGUAUUAUAGAGGAUAACAAUGGAAAUUUAAAUCAAGCAGCAGAAGAAGACGAUGAAGAUUUUGGCAGAACGGAGUUUAAAGUAGAUGAAGAUGAUGAACGGGAUAGGAAAUGCUGUGUACGUUCGAUACCCCUAGCGGCCAGAAGGCCCGGCAUUCCCCCACCUGGCUGCAUGGAUCCACCUGGUGUAGUGCAGGUGGGGCCUCACUCAUUCCCAGUCACCCAUGCUCUACCAGUGAACUGCACACAAAAUCAAAUUUAUCACCAAACUGUUUUUCCCUUGAUGAGUUUGUUUAUGGAGGGAUUCGAUGCAUCUGUAGUGGCUUAUGGGCAAAAGGGUAGCGGAAAAACAUAUGCCCUCUAUGGUAAUGGUUUCAAUGAUUCGCCUGAAAAAGAUGACCAUGGCGUAGUUGCCCGUUGUGUUAGGGAAAUAUUCAAUCAUAUCGCCCAUCAUCCUGAGCGCACUUAUGCUGUGAACAUAACGUGGGUUGAGAUUUGCAGGGAAAUUAUACGAGACGUUUUUGGUGUGGGCAGUGUGCAGUGCAUGAAUAUGACCGAUGCAUUUCAUUGGCUUAGGGUUGGCUAUAAGCUAUUAAACAGUACAAAAACUCAGAUGGGCCAUUCCCUGUUCAGCAUUACAUUGGAACAGAGAUGGAUAUCGAAGGAAGGUUUAAUACAGCAUCGUCUCUCGACGGCCAGUUUCACUGAUUUGGGAGCAACGGAGCGUUUGUUUAUGUUGAAUUCGUUAGAACAGCCCACUAGCUUGCCCAAAGAUUUGGGCUUGCAGUCAUUGGAGCGUGUGGUUAGCACUCUCAUUGAUCCUUCCCUGAUCUUCAAGGCCAAUGGCAGUGUGCCAUACAAUCAAACAAUGUUAACCACUUUGUUGAAGGACUCCUUUGGAGGUCGAGCUCAGACUUUGGUCAUUGUGUGUGUGUCGCCCCUGGAGCGGGACAUCAAUGAGACCAUUUGCAAUAUGCAAUUUGCCUUCAAAGUGCAAUGCGUGCGCAAUUUUGUGGUGAUCAAUUCAUUUUCGGAUGACAAUACACCAGUAUCCCCGGAAGAUUUGCCUCCCGAAAUCAGAGAUGUCAAUAUAGGCUUGCCGCCGCCAGUGCAUGACAGUUUUGGGCUACAAUUUGCAGCCAGUCAAUACUCAAAAUUGGUAACCAAUGCCGAAGAUCUGUUAUCAAAAUUAAUUUCGUCGAAUGCCAUAAGUGAGACCGAAAAACAACAAAUUGAAGAAUGGCUGGUACAGAAGCAGGAGUGUGAGGACUGUCUCAAUUCAACAGAAUCCUUGCAAACAGACAACGCUUUGGGACCCAUACAAGAAGCCGACGAACAAGAUGAGGACAGCGAUCCCGAUGUCAGUGAUCCUGAAUCUCAGACUCCUUUACAGCAGAACUCUGAAAUCGAAUCCGAUGUCGAGUCACAGAGACCCGAUGUAGAGGAAAAGGUAGAAUAUUUAAUGGACGAUCUCAAGACGAAGACAGAUGAAAUGGUCAAAAAUAAAUAUCAAGAAUUCAUGGAAAGCCAUCCCAAGGGUGUUAUGGAAUCCCAGGAGAGUGGCCUCUUCAAAAAGGACAACAGCUACGAAGAGAAGCAAGACGAGCGUAAACCUUCUCUGGGUUCGGACAACUUGGCUAUUCGUACAGGUGGUGGCAGUGGUCCAGCUGGUCGCCGUCGUUCCAUACAACCAGGAGCCACCCUUUCGAGUGCAGAGAUUGCAAUGUUAAACAGGGUGGCGUCAAGAGAACGCAGCGAGAGUGACAGAUCAAAGGAAAAUCAGCAGUUGGAGCCUCAAGGCGAUGAUUUUCUAGAUAUUUCCAGUGAUAUGCCUGUAAGGCAACUUGCGAACUCGCCCACGGAGGCUAUACAGAAAAAAUUGCGCAAAUUAGACGCGGAUAUAGAGGCAAGACAAAAGCAAAUCAAAGAAGUCGAAGAAACUAUGCAAUUGAAGCAAAACAUCAUAACCGAAUUGAUAAAAAACAGUGAUACUCGCACCACGGCCAAACAAAGAUUCCAUAAGAAACGUGCCAAACUUGAGGCCGAAUAUGAAAAGACAAAAAAGUCCCUCAACAAGGCUAUGAUACAGCAGAGAGAUAAAAGCGAAUUGGAUCGCCUAAAGGCGGUCAUCACACAUUUGGAGCAGAGACUAAAUGAUGUCACAUCCAUAAAGCAUAUAGCGGGCGAGAGUGCUCAGAAGGUCAAGAAACUACAAACGUCUCUGCAAGAGAGCAAAAAACUUAUGGAAGAUUUACAAAAGAAAGUGAAAAAGGAAAGAAAAUUGCGGGAGGCGCUACAAAGCGAAAUGAAAGCCAUCAAGGAAAAGGAAAGUUCCAAGGCUCUGGUGAAGCAUGAUGUUGCCAACAAACAUCCCGAGGAAAAAACCAAACACUUGAAAGAUAUGCAGUCGCGAAUAGCUCAUUUGGAUCAUGUGCUCAAGGAGAAAUCUGAUAAUUUGGAACAGUAUCGAGACGACGAACAGCGCGGUGAAGGGCUACGCCACGAAAUACGAAAUUUGCGCAAAACCCGUGACCAUUUGCUCGAUCAACGGUGCUCGUUGGAUCGCAAGUUGAAACGUGAUAAGAUGUUGAGCCACAAGGAAGAGCGCAAGUUGCUGGAGUGUGAUGAGGCAAUAGAGGCCAUUGAUGCAGCCAUUGAGUUUAAAAAUGAGCUGAUAUGUGGCCACAAAUCCAUUGACACCAGUGAACGCUUGCAGCGUGAAAAGGGAGAGCAGAUGCUAAUGGCUCGCCUCAACAAGCUCUCAAAUGAAGAGAUGCGCACUCUGCUUUACAAAUACUUUACCAAAGUCAUAGACCUGAGGGAUUCAUCGCGCAAACUCGAAAUACAACUAGUGCAAUUGGAAAGAGAAAAGGAUGCCUGGGAAUGGAAGGAACGCGUACUGUCGAAUGCUGUGCGGCAGGCUCGUCUGGAAGGCGAACGCAAUGCAGUUUUGCUACAGCGUCAACAUGAAAUGAAACUGACGUUAAUGCUGCGUCAUUUGGCCGAGGAGACUUCAAAUUCUUCGGCUUCAUUUUCGGAUCAAUCACUGUCAGUGCCAAGAUUCUACAAACCCUCGCAUUUGGCGCUCGCCCCACCCACCACAUUGGCCAAUACUUGUUAUUCGGAUUCCGAAUUUGAGUGGCCUCACCAGCAGCAUGGCCAGAUCAAUAGCAAUUCGAAAAUUUUAAAAGCCAACAAAAUUAACGAUUUGGAAAUGUGUCCUCUACCCGAUGCCCCGUUGACCAAAUACAAGCCAUUAGAUAAAAUCAAAGAUAAGGAGAGAGAGACAAAAAACAAACUUUUUGCCAAAUUUCAAGUGUUAACGCGUUAUGCCAGCAAUCAACAGCAGAACGAUGACAGCAAUAUACCCUCGACUUCUUCCUCCAAUUCGAACAGCAAACGUAAGGACAAGGAGUCGUCGAUGUCAUCGACAACGUCACCUAAUCAGAAGCAUGAAAAUGCCGAAGUUUUAGCCCAUAUACCACAGAAGAAUCUAAAGCAACUAUCGGGAACUGCUCAAAAUACCAAGGUAACGCGACAAAAGAAUAAAAUAAUCAUACAGGACAAAUCAAGAAAGAAUUAAACAUAAAUCUACAACAAAAGAUGCAAGGUGCUGAGCAUAAGUAAGUAGCAGUAGCAGUAUUAGGUAAACAAAAGUAUAAUUCGACAAAGUAACUUCUUAAGUUGUUUAAUAGGCAUUCACAAUUCUCUGCACACUAUAUUUGCGUAAUCUGGCGGCCAAAUAAGUAGUUCUCUUUGGGGUGUGAUUGCUUAAGGUGGUACCCUAAAAGGAAAUAUACCAAUUAGUGUAUUUGUUUUUUACUUUAUUUUUGAAGGAUAUUCCUUGGGUUUUUUAUUGUAAUUUAACGAUUAUAGUUGGAAAAUGUUUUAGUUUUCCUUUCCUUUUUUUAUUUUUUUUUUCAUAAUUCGAUUCGUUUCUUAUCGGACACAAUUUUGGAUUUUUUUUCAAUGUCAUGUCCAAGGUGUGUCUAACAACCUCAAUCGCUAUCAGCUUCACACGGGGAACUUAGGUUCAUUGUGUCGUCCCGAAAUAGAUUCAAAAAGCGCUGAAGAACACAGACAAAAUUUAAGACAGUACGAUGCCAGACAUUACAAUGAAGAAGAUUAAAAGCCAACAUGCAUGACAAUAAUGGGGGCCAGGCGGACUGGAGAAGUUCCCUCCAAUAUGCUAUGUGCCUGAUAAUAAUUUAGACAUGACAAAAACACAUUCUUUUAGCCAUAAUCCUGCACCUACCCCCGUAAUUUCAGGCAGAGCGACAAAGGGGCUCAACCGUCUAUAAUGCUGUCCGCCAUGUAUCCAGCGCGACGUCAACUUCCUGACAUUGCUUGUCAGGACCCCUAUCAGUAGAGAGAGCAAUAGCUCUACCCAUCUAGGAGAUUUCCCCUAAAUACAGCAGCCCUAUUAGAGUUGAGCCCGAAAAACCCUGGUCUACCGUGGAAGGUUGAAGGCAUUCACUUGGUAGCUACAAUAACUUGGAGAAAACUAUUUAAACCUGCCAUUUUGUUUGUUUUGUGGGUAACUCCUCUGGAGCUAAUGGGAAUUUUGAAUAUUUUUAAUUUUUUUUCUAGCUUGAUACUCAAAAAUUAAUAAACUUUUUUCCCCUUACUCUGUUUGGUCGAAGCAAAUUUGCCGAAAACUUUAAAUCGAAUUUUCUUCGCCCUAUUUAAAAAUGUUGACAUAUCAAGUUGCCAAAAUGGCUUCGUUGUAGCAAUUCGGCGAAGCGGCCACCUUAUAAAUACGCCUUGGUCAUGUCUUUUGAGUUCCAAUUGUACCGGUAGCAUUUUAUGCCCGGCCUUGGGAGGUCCGUCCAUUGAAACAUGAACUCUAAUGUUUUUAUAUCAGAUUCGUUCUCUUCACCCAACAGCCUUUCAUUCUCGUCGGAACAUUCGACCGGUUUUUAUGCUCGUUUUGGGGGGUUUUCGGUGUGGGAUCGCGAACCGGAAUUUUGAUCCCAAAUUUUAUAACACAUUCGUACUCUUCUCCACAUGCCUUUCAUUAAA